This is a messenger RNA of Lactuca virosa, 1238 nucleotides long. The record is from the annotation of a GenBank genome assembly. Lineage: Eukaryota; Viridiplantae; Streptophyta; Magnoliopsida; Asterales; Asteraceae.
GGGAGUACUCCACAGUGACGGAGUUUACUUGGAAAUCUGCAUAGAUGGACUUCACUUCGCUUAUCAGCUCCUUCAUUCCCUCAUGGACUUCUGUUGGUUUAUUAUUGGGAUUCUUUAGUUACUUGGGCAUUGCUGGAUCUAUUCUACCUGGAAAGCUUAUUCCUGGAGCGAAUCUAUCUGAUGGAACUCGAUUUCAUUAUCGCUGUAAUGGAAUGCUAUCACUUCUUUUGUUGGUUGGACUACUUAUCAUUGGAGCUUGGAUGGAUCAUGUAUCACUCACUGCAAUAUCAGACCGAGGGCUUGAGCUCUUAUCAACAACUUUUAUCUUCAGUGUUAUUGUCACAUUGUUACUUUAUGUUGCUGGAUGCAAAUCUAAAGAUCAAAGUGCAUCUCUAAAGCCUCACAUCACUGGAAACAUACUUGAUGACUGGUGGUUUGGGAUACAGUUGAAUCCAAGCUUCAUGGGUGUUGACCUCAAAUUUUUCUUUGUAAGAGCUGGAAUGAUGGGAUGGCUUCUCAUUAAUUUUUCUGUUCUUGCAAAAUCUAUCCAAGAUGCUAACUUGAGCCAAUCAAUGAUCCUCUACCAGCUUUUUUGUGUGAUAUACAUCAUGGAUUACUUCUUUUAUGAGGAAUACAUGACAUCUACAUGGGAUAUAAUUGCAGAGAGGCUAGGAUUCAUGCUAGUAUUUGGAGAUCUAGUAUGGAUUCCCUUCACAUUUAGCAUUCAGGGUUGGUGGCUUUUGAGUAAUAAGGUGGAGCUAACAACAGCUGCAAUGAUUGCAAAUUGCUUUGUGUUUGUGAUUGGGUAUCUGGUUUUUAGAGGAGCUAAUAAGCAAAAACAUGACUUUAAGAAGAAUCCAAAAGCAUUGAUAUGGGGUAGGCCUCCAAAAGUUGUUGGAGGGAAAUUGCUGGUUUCUGGUUAUUGGGGAAUAGCAAGGCACUGCAAUUACCUUGGAGAUCUGUUAUUGGCACUAUCCUUCAGCUUACCCUGUGGGAUCAGUUCUCCAGUUCCAUAUUUUUAUCCAAUUUAUCUUCUGAUUCUGCUGAUCUGGCGAGAGAGAAGAGACGAAUCCAGAUGUGCACAGAAAUACAAAGAGGUCUGGGCAGAAUAUCGCAAGGCUGUCCCAUGGAGGAUUCUACCAUAUGUUUACUAGGUUAAUCCAGUUACAGAAAGUCAACCUUAAUUGUUGGAAAGUCAACCUCGCUUGUCGGAAAGUCAACCCCGAUUGGGACCUUUG